This is a messenger RNA of Trichophyton verrucosum HKI 0517, 1818 nucleotides long. RefSeq names its product adenylate-forming enzyme, putative. Gene Ontology annotation, molecular function: CoA-ligase activity. The record is from RefSeq and is a predicted model, not a curated record. NCBI's taxonomy places the organism in Eukaryota, Fungi, Ascomycota, Eurotiomycetes, Onygenales, Arthrodermataceae. The transcript is spliced from 2 exons. Gene Ontology annotation, biological process: secondary metabolic process. Bases 1 to 1818 code for a protein of 605 amino acids.
AUGUCCAAAGCCUUCGAUAGAUAUACCAUCGGCCCAGAGAGCCCAGACGUCCACAGCAAAUAUAAACCAACAGAUGAAGUUGUCUUUCGGAGUCCGUUUGGACCGUUUCCCAAGGUUGACCCGGAUCUGAACUUGCAUGAUUUCUUGUUUCCUCCAGAGAAGCCAAUUGACCAGCCGGACCAUGAUCUAUUCAUAGAUGGGUAUAUAGGCACCACGGUGUCGUUGUAUCAGUUCUACGACAGAGUAGUAUCUCUCUCGAGAGCCCUGCGGCAUGACGGACCUAACCCGGUUGGGUUGGGGCAGUCGCCGGUGGAUGAUAACGGCAAUGGUGAGAUCAUGGGUAUACUAUCAGGGAACCAUCUUUCAUGGCCGUUGCUGGUGCAUGCAUGUUUCCGGUCAGAGCUUGUUUUUGGUAGCAUCAGUCCCAAUUCAACGCCUUAUGAAUUAUACCAUGUCAUGCGCAAGAUGCAGGUCACAUCAAUGGCCGUCCACGAGUCUCUGCUCCCUCUGUUGAUGGAUACUGUCCGGAAUGGUCCUCAGACGGGCAAUGACAGCAGACUUGAGCUUGUAUUUGACACCAGCAAGAUAGUAGUCAUAUCGGAUGAUCCCACGCUGGACUCAGUGCAGGGUUAUCCUACGGUUGAGUCGUUAGUUCGACUUGGCUCAAAAACACCAGAGAAGUCAUGGAAGCGUUCAGGGGGGGAGCGGUUAUGCUACCUGCUUCAGUCGUCAGGGACGUCUGGGUUUCCAAAAGCCAUGAUGAUAUCGCAUAAAAAUGCCAUACACACUACCCUGCAGGGGAUGAUAAACUCGCGGCGGACGGCAGAGUUUAUGAAUAUAGACCCACCGUUGACUGUGCUCCUGGGUAUAGUCCCGGCCUAUCACUCAUAUGGGCUGACUAUGUACGCCCUUCGAGUCAACGUGAUGCGGAAUACAAACGUAUUAAUGGCCAAAUGGGACCUGGAGACCGCUCUGAGGCUUAUAGAAAAGCACAAGAUCACCACUCUCCCUCUCGUGCCACCACUUGUCCGACAGCUCGCUCUAUCGCCCCUGACGGAGAAGUAUGACCUUUCAUCCGUCACCUUGGCCCUAAGCGCAGCAGCCUAUCUCCCGCCAGACGUAGCUCACAGCCUCGGCAAGAAGCUACCGCAACAGUCCCCCAUCCAAUCCGGCUAUGGACUCUCAGAGGCGCUCUCUGUCGCCCAGCCGGUGGUCGAGGGUCUCUUUGGACUCUCUCGCUCCCAGCCAGGAACGAUCGGACAUCUGAUGCCCGGCAUUGAAGCCAAGCUGGUUGACCCAGACACAUUCGAGCCCGUACCCAAGGGAACCAAGGGCGAGCUCUGGGUUCGAGCGCCCGUCGUGACUCCGGGCUACUACAAGGACCGGGAAGCCACUGCGAGCCUGUUCGCCGAGCCCGGCUGGCUGAGAACAGGCGACUUGAUGAUGCGAGACGCAGAAGACCGACUGCACUUUCUCGACCGGCUGAAGGAGAUGAUCAAGGUGAAGGGCAUGCAGGUCGCGGCCACGGAGGUCGAGGAUACCCUGCUGUCUCAUCCGGACAAGCUGGUGCGAGAUGCGUGUGUUGCCGGGGUCGACAACGGCCGAGGAGACGGUGGCCUCUUCCCUCGGGCGUGGGUAGUGCUAUCUGAGGAAGGCAGACGGCGAGAUGCGAGCCAGGUCAUCGUGCAGCUCGACGAGUUUGUCAAGAGCCGGCUGUCCAAGUACAAGCAUCUUGCUGGCGGGAUCGAGAUAGUCGACUCUGUAAGCCAGCUCACCCAUUUCUAUCUAUUUUCGUUCGAAGUUCUGUAUACUGACUGA